AUAAGCAGAGACAAGAAGAGAUGAGCCGAUGGGUGCCAAGUUGGGUCGGUUGGUCUGGUUGGUGACCCCCACCCUGUAUAAAAGCAACCAUCAGCCAGCCGCGACUUCAGUCUUGAGUUCGAACGCUAACGCAGCGUUAUUAAUCUCCAAAAUUAAUAGGGAUCAUCCCUGAGUUUAAGUAAACUAACGAGAGCCUUUGAGAGUACCGGUGAUAGGGAGCCAUGCACUGCUGAUAGAUCGAGAGUUCAAGGGGGAAAAUUGAAUUUUUAUCUUUCAAUUUUUUUUAUUUCCUUUCGCCGGUCCAUCGGCCGAGGGAGCGAGAAUGUGCGCUCGAGUGUGGGCGGCGAUCUUCACCCUGGUGAUUGCAGAGGGAGCUCUGCACAUCGCUCAGGGACAAGAUACCAGGGAGGGAAAGGAGCUGUUGCUCAGUAUCAGGGAUGAUCAGAAGAGCCAGUACCUGAAUCAAGACUUCGAAACGAAUUCGUACAACUACGGAUACGACGUCACUCCGGAUGGCCAGCAGUUUCAUCAUGAAACACUGGGUCCCGAUGGUGUGACGUACGGAUGUUAUGGAUAUGUAGAUCCAUUUGGGAAGAUGAUAGCGGUCUUCUACAUCAGUGAUGGCUGGGGUUACCGAGUUGUUCGGCCCAAGGAGGACAUAGAAAUUUUUCUACACAAACACGAACAUCAUCAGCAUAAUGAUCAUCACGAUCAUCACGAGCAUCAUGGGGUUAUUACUCCCUGGAGGAAUUUACAUUUUCCGGAGACUUGUAGUCGAUAUGAGGGAGGGGCCAUGCGUCCUGGAUCAAAUCCUACGCGACCCGAAUUUCCCACAACGGGAAGUUCUAAUGGCGGUCCGAGUCAACCUGUAAGUCCUCCAUCGGGACCGGGAAUUUCACCUCAGCCGAGUUAUCCGAAUCAACCUGGAGCGGUGACACCGCAGGGACCGUCUCAGCCUGGAACGGGUGUUCCAUUGAGGCCGGAGACACCUUCUCGACCCAGUCAACCCGGCCAACCCGGUGAAGGCUUCCCUCAGAGACCGGCGACGCCGGUGCAACCAACUCGUCCGAAUCAACCCGGGGUAUCCGGACCUCAGAUACCGGGAGAACCGACCCAGCCAAGUUAUCCCAAUCAACCGGGAACAGAUCAACCUCAGAGGCCGGGAGUGCCUGUCCGACCUGCUUAUCAGCCUGGCAGUCCACAGAGACCGAGUUUCCCGAGUCAACCUGGAAUAAAUAAUCCGCAAGCGCCGGGGACAUCAUCUCAACCGGGCUUUCCUGGACAACCCGGAGGGAGCGCUCCACAGAGACCGGGGGCAUCCCCACCCGGAAGUCCGACUCAACCCAGUUACCCUAACCAACCCGGGACAGACACACCACAGAGGCCAGGAGUUCCGGUGCGUCCGACUUAUCAACCUGGGGGUUCACAGAGGCCGGGGACUCCUCAGCCUGGUUUCCCUGGACAGCCGGGGAUAAGCACUCCACAAAGACCGGGGGCUUCUCCACCCGGAAGUCCUUCUCAACCAAAUUAUCCCAAUCAACCCGGAACAGACGCACCUCAGAGACCUGGAGCUCCAGUGCGACCGAGUUAUAAACCUGGGGGUUCUCAGAGACCGGGGACAUCUCAACCAAGUUUCCCAGGCCAGCCGGCAACAAAUCCUCAGCAGAUACCUGGACCAUCUCAACCUGCCAGUCCUCCUCAACCCGGUACAAAUAUUCCUCAGAGACCGGGAGCUCCAGUGCGGCCGAUUUAUCAACCUGGGAGUCCACAAAGACCGGGGGCACCUCCAUCGGGAUUCCCUGGACAGCCGGGGACUUCACAAAGGCCAGGAACACCGUCACAACCGAGUUACCCAAAUCAGCCUGGAAUAAGCUCUCCAGAGAAGCCAGAGACACCCUCCCGACCGAGCUACCCAUCUCAGCCUGGAGCUGGCAUUCCCUCAACCCCGGGAAUUCCUUCAGGCUCACCACCCCAGCCCAAUCCCCCGGUGAACGGACCUUCACAACCGAGCUAUCCAAAUCAACCUGGCAAUACCCCAUCCCGACCUACACCACCCAGCUAUCCUAGUCCACCUCAAGGACAAGUACCCGCUCGACCUGGCCCGCCCUCGUAUAAACCCAGUGCUCCCAGUACACCAUCUCAACCUGGAGGUAAUUUCCCCUCGAGACCCGGGAGCCCUUCGACACCAGGAGCCGGAAGCCCACCGACAUCAGGAGGAUCUCCCUCGCAGCCUGCAUUCCCCACGAACCCUAAUUAUCCAAGUCAACCUGGAGGAAGUGGUCCAUCAAAGCCCAGUGGGCCCCACGGACCGGCUACUUCAGCUCAACCUGGCUACCCGAACCAUCCAGGGACUAAUAUUCCGUCACGACCGGGGGCUCCAGUACAACCGGGAUAUCCGGGCCAGCCAGAGGGUUCUGUGCCAUCAAGACCUAGUGGUCCAUCGUCCCCGGCAAUCCCCUCUCAACCAGAAUAUCCAAAUCAACCGGGUGCUAGUGUUCCAUCAAGACCCGGGUCUUCACCGCAACCGGGAUAUCCAGCUCACCCGGGAUCGACCGGCCCUUCCAGACCCUCGACUCCAGGAUCCUCUCCCUCUCAGCCGGGAUAUCCCGGUCAAUCAGGAAUCCCUCCUCCAUCCCAUGCAGGACAGCCGGCUCAACCAGGGGUGAAUACACCCUCACGACCGAGUUCUCCUGGUCAACCUGCGACAAGCACUCCCGCGCACGGUGCGCCUCCAUCAAAACCAGGCUAUCCAAGUCAACCGGGGCCAAGUGUACCCAUUCGUCCAAGCCACCCUUCGAAGCCCAGUUAUCACCCCGGAGCGAGUUCUCCCGGACGACCCCUCCCUCCAUCACAGCCUGGAGCACAACCCGGCAUCCCGGAGCAACCCAGCCGACCUAGUCAACCAGGAGCGUCUGUACCUGCUCAUCCUGGGAGCCCGUCACAGCAAGGAGGGUCUGUACCCUCUCGUCCCGGAACCCCAGCCCAUCCAGGAUAUCCAAGUCAACCGGGGACGUCAGUACCAUCUCGUCCUGGCAGUCCAUCACAUUCGGGAUAUCCAAGUCAACCCGGGGCAUCUGUACCUUCUCGUCCUGUGAGCCCAUCGCAACCCGGAUAUCCAAGUCAGCCUGGAACGACUGGACCCUCUCACCCAGGAUAUCCCAGUCAUCCAGGAAGUGCGGGGCCAUCCAAACCAGUAGCACCCGCAUCCCCCGAAUAUCCCAGCCAAUCAGAAAAUACCAUUCCAUCUCGCCCCGGAUCUCCCGCUCAUCCCGGCGCAUCUGUACCAUCACAACCAGGAUAUCCCAUUUACCCCGAUAACAGCAUUCCCUCUCGUCCCGGGACACCAGCCCAGCCUAGCCACCCGGGUCAACCGGGCUCAUCUCCUCCAUCUAGACCGAGUACACCAGGAAAACCCGGUUACCCCGGUCACCCAGGACCCAGCGCACCCUCCCACCCAAUCGCUCCGACGAAACCGAGUUACCAACCGGGCCCGAGUUCCCCUGCGCCAGUGUUACCACCGUCAUCUCACCCAGGACAACCAAGUCAACCAGGAUCCUUACCACCGAGCAAACCAGGAAAGCCAGGACGGCCGAAUGCACCUGCCGGGCCGGCAUACCUCCCUCCGAAGCCCAGUCAGCCUCACCCGAAUCCCCCAGGCCAUCCAAAUCGUCCUGGUACAGGAGUCACGUCAAGACCAGGAGCUGUGACCUCUCCUUCACGUCCUGGAUCACCUCCCUCUGCGGCCCCCACUAAGCCAAUCUGUCAAUCGCCUCCCUGUCAAUCCGGAUCGCCUCCGGGAAGCCCAGCAGCACCAAGUUAUCCAUCGUCAGGUUAUCCAGGCUCUUCCGGUCCUAGUUAUCCAGGAGGCGGUUAUCCUCAGCAACCCGGUCCCCCAGCUACACCUUCAUAUCCAGGAUACCCGGACCCAGAUAAUCCCAACUAUCCAGGGUAUCCUCCUGCGCCUGGAGGGCCGCCGGGACCUGGAGGACCCGGAGGUCCAGGCGGGCCUGGAGGCCCAGACGGACUGGGAGGACCUGUCGGUGGAAUCGGCGGUGACGGAGGCACCGGUCCUGCUGGUCCCGAUGGUCCAUGGCCAACAGGUUCACCGGGUCCCAGUGGACCAUGGCCUGGUGAUCCUCGCUUUUCUCCCCAAAACACCCUGAGGACAGUGCCCCCAGGCGACCAAUACAUACCAACUUAUGAAUCUCACCGAGAACCCGAAAUCCCAACUGUUUACAACGAACCACUCAACUACCAACGCAUGAACUAUCCACACUCCGAGCAUGUGGAAGUCCCCCCCAAUCGUCAGCCAACGCCUUUCACUUUGUCGGAGAAUUCCCCGGGAGUCACUCCAGGAAAUCGUCAGACCGAAUACAACGCCUUCCAACGGGCAAUAAUGGCCAACAUGAUGAACGCAGACGACUACACUGAGGACGAGAAGAAUAUAAUAAUGAAUCAAGCAAUUCAGCUGCCCUUCACCCCACAGACCGGACAGGCCCCCCUGAAACCCUACGACGCCCCGAAUUUCGAGGAUCUGGAUUACCAGAUUUCCCAGUACGACGAGAACUACAGAAACCUGCAACCUGAGCCUCCACGUCAGUCGCUCCCUCAAGAGCAACAAAAUCCCAACGACUUCCCAACCCUUCCCCAGAGCCCAACCGAUGCCCCAGGAGUUGACCAGGUAAAUAAAUCCCCCGAAAAUCCUCCCGAAUUCUCAGCGAUCGGUGUCCACCCCCCUGGGCCGAUAAAAAUCAAACCGAUUCCCCUCCCGGUGGGCCCCAACCCCGAGAUGUGCCCCUGUUACAUCGUCGAAUCAAAGAACGCAUCGAAUACCUCCCCAAUCACCACAACUCCCACCCCAAUCCUAGAACCCCAAAUUCCUGAAUCUCCUGUAUAUGGUCAGCUCGGUUUCAUCCCCGUAAUAUUCGUCCCGUACUGCCCCGGUGACGAUCCAGAGGGUGAGAGCAUGACGCGAUCGAUUUUCCCAACAGCAACACCUGUCCCCUACCCCUGCAACGUCUGCGACGGCCAACAGGACAAUCCAAUAAUCGGUGGCAAGCACUUCGACCUGGGCCAGCUGAGCAACAUCAAAGCCAUCAGGCGUGUCCUCAGUGAGGCCAACAUAGGUUACUUGAACGUACCGAGUCUGACCGGACAGUCUCCUCGAUCGCGUUCGCACAGGCGAAAGGUCAAGAGGAGGAAAAGCAGCGACUGAUGCGACCCAGUCGUCGCACGAUGCCCCUGGCUCUCCCCCCUUCACCCCGAUGAGAGUGAAGUGAGAAGAGGCAGAAGCUGAGGGAAUUGGUUUAAACUUCGGCUGCUGGCUAGUCGACAGAUAUUACCGUGGUUGCUUGAGCCGUUGGAACCACCCUCCGCCCUACAAAAUCCCCUCCAUCAUCCCCCCAACUUCCCGACGUCUCAUGCUCAUUCCAGUGAUCGAAGGGAGAAAAUCGUAAUCUUAUGUUUAGGGCUAAUACCGACUGACGAUCGAUUCCACUCGCACUUCACGUAGAUGUAUUUAGCUAUUAGUUACCAUAAUUCAUUUCUAUGAGAUUAUUAAGGUAGUACUGAUAACCCUCGAUUCUCGAGGGGGGCUGCAAGUAAAUUAUACAAUUGUAUAUAUUAACGUUAAUAUUAAUACGCCCUAUGUAUGAUAACAGUUCGUAAUUCUUCUACAUAAAGAAUACAUCAAAAAAUCAAUUAACAACAAUGUAUUUGUAAAAAGUAUUGGAGAAAUCGAUUGUUUAAAAUUACGUUGUUGUACGAGUACGAUAAGUCGAAUAAAAAUACGAAUC
Diachasmimorpha longicaudata is the source of this 5795-nucleotide messenger RNA. Its product is annotated as collagen alpha-1(III) chain-like. The transcript has 4 exons. Bases 323 to 5215 code for a protein of 1630 amino acids. The record is from RefSeq and is a predicted model, not a curated record. Lineage: Eukaryota; Metazoa; Arthropoda; Insecta; Hymenoptera; Braconidae.